UUUACUCUGCGUAACAUCAAUGCACUUCCGAUAAUAAGAUGUACAUUCGCUUUUAUCCAAGAGUAGAACAUAAUCAUAUUUCCUGAUUUAGGUUGUCCAUUGGUCGUUGAGAUACAGCUAUGGUCUGCAUUCCCUGCAUCGUCAUUCCCAUUCUCUUGUGGGUGUAUAAGAGAUUCCUUGAACCAGUCAUCUACCCCUUCAUUGGUCCAAUUAUAAGCCGGUUUUGGCCAACAAAAAAAGCUGUCCAGGAGAGUGUCACAGGAACUGGUGAUAUGAAAGCCAGUGAAAAGAGCAAUGGAUGCCCAGUGUUGAGCAAUGGAGCAUGCAAGACCGAAGUCAAUGGUCUGGUUGCUAAUGGGGCAGGUGCAAAUGGAUCAGCUACUGCAGUCUCUGACAAGAAGACUGACUGACAUUUCACUUUACACCUUAAGUUAUAUUUAUCACUGUGAAAGUGUUUUAAUCCAAUAUGGAGAAAACCUAAGUUAAUCAUUAUUUUAUGAAGUUGAGUAAUGUAGAAUUGUUUAUUGCUGAAUUUAACAUAGCAACACACACUUUACAUUUUCCAUAAUGCUCAUUACAAUUGCUUUGAGAGAUUGAUUUAAAGUUGGUCUUUUGAAAUGUUUGCAUUGUAAUUGUAACAGGAAUUGUCCAUAAUAUAUUUGCGGAAUAGUGACAUUUUUGUGUUUCACUGUGUUGUGACUGGCUGUGAUAUUCGCCUAUUCAUUCCUCCCACUGGAGCAGCAUCUGUUGUCAAAAUGUGAAAGCUGUUCUGUCUUUGUGGCUGUGUUAUCCAGUGGUUUCCUGGUUGCUAAAAUUCUACACUGUUCACUCAAUUUCAAUUUAUGUCACAAAACGAGCACUGAAUGGUGUAGGGAAUCAUUGUAUGAUCUAAAUCACUGUAAAUUAUCUUUUCAAUAACAAUAAAUAUUGUUGUUACCGCUGUUUGAAGCUGGUGGACCAUAACUAAAAGUAACUUUUGGUGCUGGUGGACCAAAACCUGUGGUCCAAUGCCACAAAGUCAGAACAUUUUGACAACAGAUGCCUGUCUGGUGGGAGAAAUCAAUAGGCGACUAUCACAGCCAAUCACAAGACGGGAGGGUAAGUAAUACUAUGGAACACUAUCAUUCCACUAUUAUUGGCAAAUAUAUUAUUGACAUUUUCUGAAAUUACAAUGGAUUUAUAUAUUUUUUAAAUCCUAUGUGUAGCACCUUUAAUAAAUUAAUAGUAUUUCUGCCUUUGGUUUAUCAAGCUUGAAUCCAUGAUGUGUUUAUAACAUGCAAUACCUAGUUCUGUAUGGUAUUUAGUACAUAUUAUAUUUUAUAAUUCUGAAAUAAAUUAUCAACAAUUUAAAAAAAAUUGAC
Salvelinus sp. IW2-2015 is the source of this 1361-nucleotide messenger RNA. Its product is annotated as UPF0729 protein C18orf32 homolog. Gene Ontology annotation, biological process: positive regulation of canonical NF-kappaB signal transduction. NCBI's taxonomy places the organism in Eukaryota, Metazoa, Chordata, Actinopteri, Salmoniformes, Salmonidae. The record is from RefSeq and is a predicted model, not a curated record.